AUGGUCUCUGACCUGAGCGAGGAUGAUGCUCCUGAGGCUCCUGAGGCUCCCGAUGAUCCUGAGGCUCUCGAUGCUUCUGAGGCUCUCGAUGCUCCUGAGGCUCUCGAUGCUCCUGAGGCUCUCGAUGCUUCUGAGGCUCUCGAUGCUUCUGAGGCUCUCGAUGCUCCUGAGGCCCUCGAUGAUCCUGAGGCUCUCGAUGCUUCUGAGGCUCCCUAUGUCCCUGAGGCUCUCGAUGCUCCUGAGGCACCCGAUGCUCCCGACGCUCUCGAUGCUCCUGAGGCUCUCGAUGCUCCCGAUGUUCCCCAUACUCUAUAUGGGACAAGAAAGACAUUUGUCAUUUCGUUGUGUCUUUCGUCUGACAAUAAUGCCAGAGGAUGCAAUGGCCAAAGCAAUUCGGGAUCUUGA
Drosophila miranda is the source of this 405-nucleotide messenger RNA. RefSeq names its product IgA FC receptor-like. The transcript has 2 exons. The record is from RefSeq and is a predicted model, not a curated record. Bases 1 to 405 code for a protein of 134 amino acids. NCBI's taxonomy places the organism in Eukaryota, Metazoa, Arthropoda, Insecta, Diptera, Drosophilidae.